Molecule: messenger RNA, 1377 nt
Organism: Fusarium proliferatum ET1
Lineage: Eukaryota; Fungi; Ascomycota; Sordariomycetes; Hypocreales; Nectriaceae
Exons: 3
Coding region: 1-1377 (458 amino acids)
Molecular function (GO): oxidoreductase activity, acting on paired donors, with incorporation or reduction of molecular oxygen; monooxygenase activity; iron ion binding
Source: RefSeq, a predicted model, not a curated record
AUGAAGCUGUAUCGAGAGCCGUACUGCUCACCAGUGAGAGAAUGGAACGAAACAGUCCUGAACAACGGCUUCUUACGAUAUCUCGGCUUCUUCAACGCUGAGAGAAUCGUUCUCACAUCUCCCGACGCCCUUCACGAAGUUCUAGUCACCCAGAACUACUCGUUCCCAAAGCCUGCUAGCUUGAGAGAAACGGCAGGGAGAUUCUUAGGAAUAGGGCUUAUCCUUUCUGAAGGAGAUGCCCAUAAGCUGCAGAGACGGAGCAUGAAUCCUGCUUUUGCACCCAAGAACAUCAAAGCUCUGUAUCCUCUUUUCUGGGAUAAGACGAGAGAAAUGGUCGAGAGAAUCACAGCGGAUAGACUUGAGUCGGUGGAGGUGGUAGAGUGGGCAUCGAGGAUUACUCUCGAUCUCAUCGGUGUAGCAGGCCUGGGAAGGGACUUUGGGGCCAUCCAAAAUGCGAAGAGCGAGAUGGUGAAGACUUAUGAUGUCGUGUUUCAACCAUCAGCUCAAGCUCGCAUGCUGCACCUUAUCGAAAGUUUGGUUCCAGCCUGGGUCCUCACAGCUUUACCUAUCAAACUCAACUCAGAUAUGAGCCAGGCAGCCCGAUCAAUACGCGAGACGUGCAGAGACACAAUAUCUUCGAAGCAGAAGAAGCUGAAGGAGAAGAAAUUGGAUGAUAUGGAUAUCAUCUCUGCGGCGAUACGGACUGGGAUGUUCACUGAGGAUGGACUGAUUGAUCAAGCAAUGACAUUGCUUGCGGCUGGCCAUGACACAACAGGAGCGGCAUUUACUUGGGGCGUCUACCUCCUCGCCAAACACCCAGAAGUCCAAGACCGACUCCACCACGAAAUCCGCCAACGCCUCCCUCCCCUAACCCAAGCAAAAGAAACCCCAAUAUCUAGCGUUAACAUCGACUCAAUGCCCUAUCUCCAAGCAGUCUGCAGUGAAAUCCUGCGCUUCUAUGCCCCCGUCCCGCAAACUCUCCGCGAAGCAGCCCACGACACCACCAUUCUCGAUCAAUUUAUACCAAAAGGCACACGCAUCGUCAUAGCACCAUGGGCCACGAACCGGUGUGCUAAGCUCUGGGGUAAUGAUGCACAUUUGUUUAAGCCGGAUAGAUGGCUGGGUGAGAGUGCACAUGGAGGUGCAGAGAGUAAAUAUGGGUUUUUGUCGUUUUUGCAGGGGCCCAGGGCGUGUAUUGGACAGGGGUUUGCGAGGGCUGAGUUGGCGUGUUUGAUGGCAGGUUGGGUUGGGAGCUUUGAGUUUGAGUUAAAGGAUAGGAGAUUGAUGGAUGAGAUGGUUGUUGAUGUUAAGGGCGGUCUUACGGCGAGACCGGCUGGCGGGUUACAUGUGAAGAUUAAAAGAUUAGAAGAGUGGUAG